AUUGAAAUGCUUAAGAUUGACUUUAUUGUUAGCCAUUGUUGUUGUUUGCCAAAAACUGUCUCUUAAAAUGUCAAAAAGUUCCGGCAAAUUAAAUAUUAUUAACCGACAUACAUAUGAAGACUUCAAAAGCGCAGAUGGACAAAGAGAACUUAAGACAUUGCGCAGUGCCAAGUACAAGAAAAAGCACAAGAAAGAGGAGCAAUGCUCGUUAUUCGACUUUGUUAUUGUGCCCCGAAAGCAACAAAAAAGUGUAAACAAAAACAAAAAGAAACGACCCAAUUUGAUCAUAGCCCGAAAUUCUUUCACUUUCCAAUCAAAACGGAAAGGAAAGACGCGUUUACAUCCGAAAAUUCGUAUAACCCGCUUAAAACGAAUCAUUCGAAACUUUCGCAAAUUAAAGCAGCAAACUAUAAAUCAGGAUAAUGUUGUGGAUCAUUUGGAGGAGAAAUUCGGAGGGAUGUUUAUUGAACAGCCUACUAAAGAAUUAGACAACAGUUUGUCGAUUCAAUUAGAUUUGUUAUCACAUGCAAAAGAGCCAACGGAAACAUCGCUUAACAAUGCGAUGUCAGCAACUCAUCAAAUACAUUCCCGUAGAUUUAGAAGUUACUGUGAUAACUGCACUACAAAGCGCCUCAAAGAGUUGACAACUCAGUUGCUUAACGACUUGGAUCGGUUUCAAAAACGUGCUUACGCCAAUAACGAAAUAAAGGCACGUGCGCAUCCUCGGCUUGUGGUCGGUUUUCGAGAGGCGCAAUCAAGACUGCGCGUCAAUAAAGUUAAAUUGCUGCUCCUGGCGCCCGACUGUGAGAUAUGCCCUGCAGCCGGUGGUCUGGACGACACGAUAACUGAGCUGAAGUCCCUGUGUCAGCAACAACGUGUGCCUUAUUGCUUCUCCCUAAUGCGACGAGAAUUGGCUUAUGCUCUGCAUAAACGGGCACAAAUCUCCUGCGUGGCAAUUUUGGACUACGACGGUGUUAAUGAGACCUUCAAGCAAGUGGUCCAUGAGGUGAAUGAGGCACGCCAGCAGUACAAAGAGUUGACUGCAACUGCAAAGUGAUGUUUUUG
Messenger RNA from Drosophila albomicans, 1065 nucleotides. RefSeq names its product selenocysteine insertion sequence-binding protein 2 (gene Sbp2). Gene Ontology annotation, biological process: selenocysteine incorporation. The record is from RefSeq and is a predicted model, not a curated record. The coding region runs from base 68 to 1057 and encodes 329 amino acids. Gene Ontology annotation, cellular component: ribonucleoprotein complex. Gene Ontology annotation, molecular function: ribonucleoprotein complex binding; mRNA 3'-UTR binding; selenocysteine insertion sequence binding. The transcript is spliced from 3 exons. NCBI's taxonomy places the organism in Eukaryota, Metazoa, Arthropoda, Insecta, Diptera, Drosophilidae.